This is a messenger RNA of Rotaria sp. Silwood2, 1029 nucleotides long. Lineage: Eukaryota; Metazoa; Rotifera; Eurotatoria; Philodinida; Philodinidae. The record is from the annotation of a GenBank genome assembly.
AUGGAAUUGAAUGCUAGCAAUUCAUCAUGGGAUGUUAAUGGCGAUCUAAAUAGUUCAAUAACAUCAUCAUUCGAACGAAAAAUCAAAUUUUAUAUACUUGUUAUUUUACAAAGUCCAUCACUUUUCUGCACUCUUUUCAUGUUACGAUAUUUUCAAUGGCGUCAUUUACAAACUCAAAUUUAUGGUUUUCUUCUUAUAGUCAACGUUCUAAUUCUUGGUUUUGAAUUACCUAUUACACUUUAUUAUUUAUAUGAAGGAAGUAUUUAUUUUGAAAGUAGAUGUUCAGCUUGGAUCACUUUGAAUUAUUCACUUUUUCAAUUGAGUAUUUUUCUAAUGACAUGGAUAUCUAUUCAACGUUAUUUAUUUAUUUAUCAUGAACAAUUCAUUUUGAGACAUAUGAUUCUUCUUCAUUAUGGGCCAGUUGUAUUUCUCUUUUUAUAUUGUCCUUUACUCUAUAUUGGUAUUGUUGUAUUAUAUAAAUGUAAACCAGUUUAUGAUGUAAAUCUAUAUAUUUGUGGUGGUCCAUGUUAUUCAUUAGAAUUAGGUCUUGGCUUAUUUGAUUGGGUUGGAAAUGGUAUUAGUAUGGAAAUGGCAACAUUAAUUGUUAAUGUAAUAGUUACUAUACGUCAUUUUAUACAACGUUAUCGAAUGAAAAGAGCAAUUAUUACAGCAGAUGGACGUCGACAAUGGAAUCGAUCAGUAAAAUUAGGUGCGCAACUUGUUGCCAUAGGUAUGAUUUAUGUGAUUGGUUGGGUUCCAUAUUCGAUUAUUGUAUUGAUUCAAAUGUUUAAAGGUUCUGAAGAACUUGCUGAUAUUCUUUCAAGAUUUUUUGCUUAUUUCCCAUAUCUUCAAGAAUUAAUACUUCCUUUUGUUGCUAUUUUAUACAUGCCGGAAGUAAAAAGAAAACUUACUGCUUUAUUUAUGUUUCCAUGCAUGAAUAUGAAAAGACGUCAUCAAAAUCGAAUUCACGCCAUUCAUAAUCAAACAGUUACAAGUACUAUUCAAUCACGAACUAUCAAUCAUCAUUAA